Molecule: messenger RNA, 3486 nt
Organism: Enterobius vermicularis (human pinworm)
Lineage: Eukaryota; Metazoa; Nematoda; Chromadorea; Rhabditida; Oxyuridae
Source: the annotation of a GenBank genome assembly
AUGUUUCGGAAAACAAAGAGCAGAACCAAUUUAAGACAGCGUGUACGCUCGGAUGAUGACGAUGAUGAUGUUCUUCCUAGUGGAAGUGUAGGUGAAGCGGGCACAACGUCGGGUAACGGUUCCGUAAACAACCGGGGAACGAAAAUGGAUGCGGAAAAGGUGAUUUACAAGGAGGAAAUCGAAGAGCGAACUGUGGUGGUUAAACCAAAACCGAACAGUUUGCUGAGUUUUGACGACGUUGAAGGUCUGUUGCCUGCAGCAAUCUUGCUAAGUCAGGACAAGUUCUGUGAACUGCGCCCUGAAGCUUGCUUCUUCAAAUUUGGAUAUGAAGCAAGCGUGAAGCGAAUGGAAAAAUUAUCAAGAAAGGCAAAAGAAUUAUCAGUUGGUGAAUUUGAGAGCGUUAAGGUAAAAAAAGAAGUGGAAAUUGCUGAGAAGGGUCUAGCUGUUUUUAGUGCUUGUUAUGAGGUCACCUCCACAGUUAAGCAAGAGACCGUGGGUCAAGAUCAUGAUUCAAGUGACGAUCCUGUCCGUCAAAUUCCUGACGCGCAGGCUGUGUAUGAAGCUCGAAAAAAACGAGAAAGGAUGAGAUUAAUGGGUGAAGAUGGCCUUGUACCUCUUGAUAACGUUCAGCGGCUUAAGGAUAAAUCGGUCGCCAGAUCUAGAUUAGUUCGCGAAGACGAUAACGAUAUAAGUGAUGAAGACGAUGAGAGAGGGCAUUUUUACUCGUCUAAAAAUAUCAUUGAGAAUGAGGAAGAGAGGAUUCGAAAUAAUCGGUCUGACUUUCUAGCUGCUGAACAAGGAGAUGACGAAAACGAUCAGUCAGAUGAGGAAGUUUCACGUUGGGAGAGCGAACAAAUCAGAAAGGGAGUAUCAUUCCAUAAAGUUGAAAGAAUGGAGUAUGAACGGGCAAGAAUGGCUGCUGCAAUGCAAGCCAUAAUGGGAAGUUUUCCUCAGAUGACUGAAAAUACUGAGCAGUUACCAAUGGAAAUGGACGUUGACGUUGGGGAUUCUGAAGCUUUAGAUGCCUCUCGAGGACGUGUGUCUGGUCAGACAACAGUCAUUACUUUAGAAGAGAUCUUAUCAAAACUUCGCUUGAGAAUCAAAGAUAGGGACGAAGUAUUGAAUGCUCGGGAACUUGAGUUAGAGUCUUUGGAAAGAAACAUGAAGGAAAACAAGGAGACAAUCACUAAUCUGGAAAUGGAAGAGCCAAAGUUAACUGAACGUUUUCACAUGUAUCAACAUAUACGGGGUUACGUCAGAGAUCUUUUAGAGUGCAUUAGUGCAAAGAUUGGUGAAAUUAAAACUGUUGAGAGCCAAAUAUCAGCCAUUUUUAAUGGACGGGCUCAGAAGCUUAGAAAAAGGAGGCGACAAGAUGUUCAUGAUACAUAUGACGAAUGUUCUGCAGCAGCGGCAGGAAAACAGCAAAGUAUUAUAAGGAACAAUGAAGUGUCAAAAAGGGCUGCUGAGAGAGAGGCAAGAAGAGCAAGGAGACGCCGUCUUCGUGAAGAUACUUUGGAGGGGAUUUCUCAUGAAGAAGGUUUAAGCACAGAUGAAGAAGAGACUAAAAGUGAAUUGGUCGCUCGUCAGCAAGCACUAGCGGAAAUUCGUGAGGCUUCUGCUGUAAUAUUUAUUGAUGCUGUUGAUGAUUACUGCCAAGUUGGAAAAAUAGUUUCCCGUUUUGUCGAUUGGCUUGCUGUAGACGAAAGUUCGUUUGCUGAUGCUUACAUUCAGUUGUUUAUUCCUAAACUACUUUCACCGUUUAUACGGUUGGAAAUGCUUUGUUGGGAUCCGCUCGAGGACGUGGAUUAUCCGCUGUAUCGGAUGAAGUGGUAUGAGGAGUUGCUGAUGUGCGCAUCAAACAAUGCAGAUGUUGAUGUUGAACAUCCGCUUCUUGUGUCCUUGAUUCCCCUAUGCAUUGAAAAAGUGGUUUUGGACAAACUUACUGAAAUUGUAGAAGAACGAUGGGACCCUCUCUCCGAAAAACAGUGUAAACGUCUGGGGUUUCUUCUGGAAUCUCUUGUCGAGGAAUGCCCUUCAAUGGUAUCAUCGAGCCAACCCGUUCAAAGGCUUUUACGAGCUAUGCGAAAGAGAAUACAAGAGUCGAUUGAUGAGGAUUUGUUUGUUCCAAUAUAUUCUAAACAAGCCGUAGAAAAUAUUAGUACGGGUUGUAAAGCAUUCUUAGACAGGCAGUUUUGGACGGCUGUAAAGUUGGUUCGUUGUUUGCGUUACUUUUCUGAACUGCUGUCACCAGAAUGUCUCGAAGCGUUGAUUUUGGAAGGUGUAGCUAACAGGAGCUGGUCAUUAGCUUUACAGUGUUGUAUAUCCAAUGAUACAUCAAUGGUACGAAAGUGUCGUGCCAUUUUGAAAUUAAUACCUCAGGAAAGUUGGGUUAAAUAUGGCAGUACUUCGCUUCGGUCGUUGAGCACAACUUUGAUUCGUGUUGCAGAGGACUUAAGAUCAAAGCAUAGAAUAAACAGCUUCCAAUCUUAUGGUUUUCUUUGUGUCUGUGUUAGAGUUUUACCCUUGAAAGUUCAAAUUCUUUCACGUCCCUACCUUAGUGGCUUGUUCGUUUUUGGAGGACAUUUUGGGUUUGACUUUGGAGAUUUCAGUUCGAGGCUCCGGCAACCUCGUUCAAGACAAAUCUUUGCUUAUCUUAACUACACUUCCUACGCUGAAGGUCUAACAGUUAAACAAAGCCAAGGUUUCAUUGUUAUCAUGAUAAAUUGGGAACAAGCUGAGAUAAUAAUUAGUAGAUUCGAACAAAUGACUAAAACCAACCUUCGAGAACUGAACCAGUUGCACCAGUGUUUAGCCGGGAGCAAACGGGCUAAUGAUUGGGAAGGCGUGAUGUCGAAUAGGAGGAAUGUGACUCGCAAAAUUGACCAGCUACAAGACUGGUUGAAGCAGAUUCUUGAACUUCGUCGCAAAUUGAAGUCCAGUGACUUGGACCGUUUUGAUACGAAAGUUGAACCACUGCGAAUCAAAAUUACUGCAGCUAUUCGUGCCCUUAACGAACUUUGUUCCAGUGAAGUUGUAGGAGAAGAGAAGAAUAUCUAUAGUGAGAUGUAUGAAGCCCAAGCUUCCCCUUCAAACAGCGAGACCGGCUUCUCUCAGCGACAAUUAGAAUCUGAAGCCUUGAAAAUUCGCGUCGAACAGGCCAGAGAAGACGCUGAGGAGACGAAGAGACUUGCUACUAACAUUGAGGACCUAAAUGAAAUAAUAGUACAGUUGGGACAGCUGGUUCACACCCAACAUGAAAUGGUUGAUAGUAUCGAAGAACAUGUUGAAAGAACAAAGCAUCAUGUUGAGGAAGGGCACAAACAACUAAAGAAAGCUCAAGCUUCUCGCCAUGCUAAGGCGCCACUUUUUGCUGCAGCGGUUGGUGGCGUUGCAAUAGGUGGACCUGUUGGAAUUGCUGCAGGUUCUGCCAUAGCGGGGAUUUGUGCUGCUGUAGGUGGCGCAAUUGCCGGUUCGGAACUUCCUUAA